GCAUUGAUGCGAGGUUAGUGCGGUUGUGUUUUUCCCCGGGGGACGACACACUUGGGAAGUGGGCGCACAUCCAGGCAUUUCUCUGCGCAGUGCGAGCACACAGAAACUGCCAGAUUCACAGGAAUGGAUCUGUCGGCAAUCACACGCGUCGGCAAACAGCAGGCCGACUCGAUCGGCUACGAAAGCCCUGUCGACUGUUCUGCCGUCCAAAGAUAACUUCUCUGACCGGCGAGCCCAUACCGAUCAAAAAAGUGUUACCCGAGAUUUUCAACAGUCGGCUGAAUUUUGAUUUUGACUAGCGACAACUGUACAGACCUACACGAAGAAGUUUCGCAACUAAGUGACUGUGCGAGAUGUAGUAAUGGUGAGAGACCAAAAAAUAUGACUGUGAGCUUUGUUAUAUCGCCUGUCUACAAAAAAUGCUGUAAUUCUCUUCGAUUUAUGUUUAAACUUCAACUGAGUGUGGAAAUCAACAUCUUGAAGCGAGAGUUGGCCUCAUUGCGGAAGAACUGCUCACUAGCUGUUGCCUGUCGUAAAGUUGGCGGCCACCAUCCAGUGCUGGUUGCCUCCAUUUUUAGCUUCCAACUCGAGUCAAAACAAUGGCCAAAUACACGCUGCACUGCAAAAUAGCUAGAAUAUGCCAAAAAAAGAAAAGAAGAAGACAGAAUCCCUUGCUUCAGUUUCCAACAUCUGACCUUCGGAAUGAAAGAUUUUCAUGCAAUGUCGGCACCAAACCAAAAUUAUGGAGUACACUGGCCAUACAGUAAGUAACACUUGGUCUCCCAGCUUGUUGAAGAGAAACAAGCGCAGGUUUCCCAAUAUUUCAAACAACUGCAAUUCAGCAUCAUGAGGAGUUGUAUUUUGAAUCUGUCCAUCAAAAUAUUGCUUUAUUUGAAACCACACAAUGGCCCAACAAAAAAAAAAAAAGGCUCGGCAGUUGAGCACAGACCUGUGCCAAAGUUGAACUGUUCGCCCAAUAAACAAAAGGAGUGCCAAAUGAUUGUUUUUUCUCUGACCGCAGCAGUAUAAAUUCUGACAAGAAUGACGGUGUCGCAAAACUUCAUACAAAUGUAAACGACAAUUAUAUCUAUAUUUCUAACAGUCUGUGCCAAACUCUUGUGCUGGAUCUUAUUAGACUGCAUAACUAAUGAAAUAUGUGGUUACUGGUUAAUUUAUAAGAAGCAUACCACAGAUGAGUGUGACAAUGGUUGAAUUGCAUAUUUGACCGGCUCCAGAAGCACCGAGAGGCAAUAACAUUGUUAACCAUUCAUGGAAAAUUCUCGUCACUGUGACAUUUCAAACCGUUCAGUGGAGCCUUAAAAGUCCAUUCAUGUUUGAAGAAUAUGCAGAAAAGGCAGAUGAAUAGAAAAUAUAUUUUCGGGACGCGACCGUCAUCACCUGCCAACAACACUGCUACCCUUUAGCAGCUCAGCUCUGUUGGCUGUUUGUACCAAUAAUAUUUGGAGGGGGGCAAAAAGGUCCACGUGCAGAGCUGAAUGCAAUGCGUGCCUGCCUUUGUGUGGACACAGCACAUACGCGUGUGCUUAUGGCCGCUGUGUGUUUUUGUGCCCUGCGGCAAAGCAACACGCGCACCGACCUGGCGUCAUCCAACGCUGAACAUCUGCAUGUUGUCACUAGCAACGUUUGCGUGUGAGACAUCUGAUCCAGACAAGAUUUUGGAGCUGUGGGGAAGCAGAGCAAAAAACAUGAUUCAAUCAUAAUUGCAGUCGUUGGAAAUACUGUUCAAAACAAAAUGACAAAAUGAGUUACUUCAAAUAUAUGCAUUCAUUUCAUUUAUGUUUUCAUUGUACUUUGGCUCAAAUCAACUAUACAUAUUUUUUUAAAAAUCAGCACGAUGUUAUUUUCUUCAAAUAAACCAUUUGACGCAUAUUUGAUACAGAUUGACACAUUCCAAAUCAUUUGGCCCAUCUGUCAGUUAGGAAAAAAUGAGAAAUAAAAUAAAAUGUAAGCUUUCCCCACCGUUGCUUUAAAGUCAUCAUUGUACUGCUACAUCCUAAAUUUCAUUAGUUUGUGUCACCAGCGAGAUUGGAAAGUGUACGUUUGUACUUGCUAACUUCAGUUUUUAGACUUUGAUGUGAAAAGUACAGCAAGUCGAAUUAAACUAAUUUAAGACUUAAUGCUAAAUAAAAUGAAAUAAAAUAUAUUUGUAUAUGUACCUGUGCACAUCUGGUGCAUUUUUUUAAAAAAAUUUUUAAACCAAGUCAUCUCUAAGCCAUUUAUUUUAAAGGGUAUUUGUUGUCAAAUGAGUCUGAAAUUAUAUUAUGGUGCUUUGGGAUCAUAGUUUGUGGUAUAUUCAUGGUUUAAACUUAAAAUGUGCUAUUCUGCAAAAAAAAUAAAUACAUAAAUAAAUAAAACGUUUGACUAUACAUCUAAAGGCAGAACGUUGUCAUUUGUCCGCGGCCUCAGUCACAUCUCACACAUCACCUGCAUUGUGCCAUAAAAUACUGUAAAAUGAAUGAGCAGUUUAAGGGAAUUAGUUCACAUACAAUAACGAUAAUUAUAUGAAAAUGUGGUAAUUUAGUACAUUCAUGUCAACCACCGUUUCCAAAUCUGCUGAUUAAGCUUGAGGAUGUCUUCAUUUUGGAUGGGAUGGGCCUCAUUAGCAAAAAUGUUUGGAAGCAAAAGUCUGCAUCGGCUUCGUGAAUAGUUCGGAGCGAUUUUGUACAAGCUGUCAGAAAGGUUCCAGGACUGGUGUCACGAAAGAUGUAUAGAGGCACCAGUUUAAUUGCUCUUAUCUUAAAUCAUCUUUCCCCGUUGAAAUGAAUGGAAAUACUAUUCAUCUGUUCAAGUCUCAAACUAAAAAGAGAAAUGGCACUAUAGUAUUAUACUUCAUCAAAACACACAGUCAUGACAUACUUAAAUAGAAUUAAAAAUAAACCGUUUUUGGCACAGAGCCUCAAUUAAAUGGCCAUUGUGCUGCUGCCUGCCUUGGCCACCUGGGGGCAGUACAAGACAGGCAGAUGGAGAUACAGUAGCUACUGUACAUGGAUGUCUGUACACUAUAUGUCUCAGCUCCUCACAGAGGAUAAAGAAUACAUGAAUGAAUACUUUUACAUUGAAUUGUAAAUGUGCUGCACGGUUUGUGCUACGCUUUUCUCAUUGUGUGUUCGCAUUAGCAUGAUGAGUGUUUUGAGAUUCAAGACGCGUGAUCACAGAAAGAAUGCAACUCUUAUCUCAAGGCACCACUGUAUAUGUAAUAAUAUGAUGAGGCGAUUACACAUUUAUAUAGUUUCAUAGUCGUGAGGGAAACUAAACAACAAAAUGUAAAGUGCGGGUAUUAUUUUUGUCCACUCUCAUCGUCAUGUUCCACACUAUAAUUUCUGUGACUUUGAGUGUGUAUGGCUUUAAAAAGGAGGAGCCUGGCCCGGUGAGUGACAUGGGAGUCAGCAAACGAGAUCGUGAGUUGACUGUUGUGAGCCGAGGUUAGCGGCCGGCUGUGAACUGGCCGACCGGUUAGCCAGUGUGCGUGUUGAAUGCCUGCGCGUCACUCGCGGCCAUAGCUGCUCUAUACCGAGCUGAGCGAGAGUCUGCAGCAGAAACAUAAUCCCCGUGACACUUCAAAAAUAAUCCCUGUGAUACUUCGAGGCAGAGAUUUUGCUUCAAAUUUCUUUGGGCACGAGAGCUUCAACUCGCGCUCCUUGGCUCUGCAAGCCCAGAAGAAGAUCCUGAGCAAGAUGGCGACCAUGGCGGUGGCCAACAUGCUGACGGACGACACCAGCAGCGAGAUCUUGGACGAGCUCUACAAGACCAGCCGCGAGUUCACCAAGAGCAAGAAGGAGGCCCACAAAAUCAUCAAGGACGUCAUCAAGAUCGCCCUGAAGAUCGGCAUCCUGUACCGCAACCACCAGUUCAGCCCCGACGAGCUGGACACGGUGGAGCGCUUCAAGAAGAAGAUGAACCAGGCGGCCAUGACGGCGGUGUCCUUCUACGAGGUGGAGUACACCUUCGACCGGAAUAUUCUCUCCGAGCUCCUGCUGGAGUGCCGGGACUUGCUUCACACGCUGGUCGAGCAGCACCUGACGGCUCGCUCGCACGCUCGCAUCGACCACGUUUUCAACCAUUUCGCCCACGGCGAGUUCCUGGCCGAGCUGUACGGGGACGGAGACGAGUACAGACUCUCUCUGAGGAAGAUCUGCAACGGCAUCAACAAACUGCUGGACGAGGGGACGCUUUAAUCUUUUCCCUCGCCGCUUCCUUCUCGCCCUCCCCCGGACCGUUUGCAUCACUUCCGCCUUUAUCUCUGUCAGCUUCCUGUUUCCUGCAUCCGUUUCCAUGGAGCUAGUUGUAACAUCCUGCAGCUGUGGCUCACCGAGGGUUGUUUUAUUAAGACUCGGACAACGGGCGUCGGAGCGUUCACUCCACGUCCUUGAGAUCCAGCUUCAGCUCCGUGUACUAGUAUGCUCUUUGUCCUCACUAAUAAGACUACUGCCGCUUUGGCCGACUGGUGCACAGUUGAAUUUUACGAUUAAACUACCGUCCUCCACUAGUAACGCUUGGCUCAACUAGUAAGCACAUGCGCUUGCUAGUGAGGACAAAAACUGCACGUGUCCAUGGAUGACUUGUCUUUUAUGGAAAGCCAUUUAAGGACAUUUAUUCCAUGUCCUUAAUAUCCAGCUUAACAUCCAUGUACUAGUACGGUAGUUCUCCUCACUAGUAGGACAAUUCCGUGCACUAGUAGAAUGUCUUUCUUACUAUUACUGCUUUUUCAACUUCUAGUAGUACAUGCUAACAUCCAGGGCUUCACUAGUAGUAUGCAAACGUCAAUCGGGGGACAGUUUUGCCUCACUAGUAGCAGAAAUGUCUUACGUAGUACAGUAGUGGAAAAAGUUCUAUUAGCGUGCCCUUCAUUGUCUUUCUACUAGUGCGUUGAAGUGUCUUACUAGCGAAGACAGAGGAAAUUAGUGCAGGAACCGUAUAAAUGAUAAAGCUGCCCCCCAUAUGUCUUCCCUUUUGUGGGGAAAACAAAAAAAGUAAAAAAUGUACCAAUGGCCCAAAAACAUCCAUUGGGUAUAUUUGCAUUUGGAAGAUAAUAAUCAGUCAUCAGUCCUUUUCUUUGGGGGGUGUUUGCAUACGCUUGGCAUAAAUCAUUUUGUACAUAAAACCGAUGACAUGUUUCUGUGUCAAACGUCUCCAGGGUGUAUCACUUGUCUUUUAUUAAAGAUUUCUUGUCGUUUCUUCUGACAAUAGCAGGAAGAAUA
Phyllopteryx taeniolatus (common seadragon) is the source of this 5219-nucleotide messenger RNA. It is a transcript of the gene tnfaip8l3, whose product is annotated as tumor necrosis factor, alpha-induced protein 8-like 3. The record is from RefSeq and is a predicted model, not a curated record. Gene Ontology annotation, biological process: regulation of apoptotic process. Gene Ontology annotation, cellular component: cytoplasm. Bases 3696 to 4196 code for a protein of 166 amino acids. NCBI's taxonomy places the organism in Eukaryota, Metazoa, Chordata, Actinopteri, Syngnathiformes, Syngnathidae. The transcript has 2 exons.